Messenger RNA from Prunus dulcis (almond), 3838 nucleotides. RefSeq names its product pentatricopeptide repeat-containing protein At4g02750-like. The coding region runs from base 405 to 2657 and encodes 750 amino acids. The record is from RefSeq and is a predicted model, not a curated record. Gene Ontology annotation, molecular function: protein binding. NCBI's taxonomy places the organism in Eukaryota, Viridiplantae, Streptophyta, Magnoliopsida, Rosales, Rosaceae. The transcript has 2 exons.
AGAUAACCCGAAACGUUUAAAAAACGCAAGACAACAAAGAAUCAACUGACUAAACUAUAAAACACCACUCUUUUUCUAUCGAGAACUCCUCCAACCAAACCAUUGUGGUCAAUUGUCUACUGUGGAAGUGUUUUGGGGUCCCUUGAAUGCAGAAGCCCUUCCUACCAUUGUGGUCGAGUGAGAUUGUAUCUGUUUGGGUUGAAAAGUGAGCUUCAUUUUGAUAAACGGCUGUGAUAAAUCUCAAAAUCCGCCCCUUUUCUCAUAUUCAUGCAAUGGAAAAUGAAAAAUUGAAGAUUCUAGCCGUGGUCAUGGAUAUGUUGGAAAAAAGGUUUCAUUCGGAUUGAACUGAUACACUAGCAAAGGAAAUGUCUUGACCACUUCGCAGUCAUUAGUAGCAAAGACCAAUGAAGCUCAGAUCAAUAGGUGAAAGGGGGAGCCAAGUCUUUAAUCAAAAUCUGAAGAUUACCCGGUUGGGGAAGUCAGGACGGAUCGAUGAAGCAAUUAAAAUUUUCUCACAAAUGGCUCAGAGGAACACUGUAACAUACAAUUCUAUGAUCUCUGCUUAUGCUAAGAAUGGUAGAGUUGGCAAUGCACGCCAUCUGUUUGAUCAAAUGCCUCAUAGAAACUUGGUUUCUUGGAACUCUAUGAUUGCGGGGUACCUGCACAAUGAUAGGGUUGAGGAAGCUUAUAGGCUUUUUGUUGACAUGCCAGAAAGAGACCUUUACUCAUGGACUUUAAUGAUAACUUGCUAUACUCGUAACGGUGAGCUUGAGAAAGCCAAAGAGCUAUUCAAUUUGCUUCCUGAUAAGCGAGAUGCAGUUUGUUGGAAUGCUAUGAUCGCAGGGUAUGCCAAGAAGGGGAAGUUUGAUGAUGCUAAGAGAUUUUUUGAUGAAAUGCCAGCCAAAAAUUUAGUUUCAUGGAAUUCAAUUCUAGCAGGGUAUACCAAGAAUGGGGAAAUGCGUCUGGGAGUGAAGUUUUUUGAGGAGAUGCCUGAGAGGAAUGUGGUUUCAUGGAAUUUGAUGUUGGAUGGAUUUGUUGAGGUUGGUGAUUUGGAUUCUGCUUGGCUGUUCUUUAAGCAGAUUCCCGACCCGAAUGUUGUUUCAUGGGUCACAAUGUUAUGUGGGUUUGCACAAAUUGGGAAGAUUGCAAGGGCAGAGGAUCUCUUUAAGCAGAUGCCAAGUAGAAAUGUGGUGUCUUGGAAUGCAAUGCUUGCAGCGUAUGUUCGAGACCACCAAAUUGACAAGGCUAUCAAAAUAUUCAGGGAUAUGCCUGAGAUGGACUCUGUGUCAUGGACUACAAUGAUCAAUGGGUAUGUCCGUGUUGGCAAGCUUGAUGAAGCAAGGCAAUUGCUUAACCGGAUGCCAUACAGGAACACUGCAGCACAAACUGCAAUGAUGUCUGGAUAUGUACAAAAUGGAAGGAUGGAUGAAGCAAGUCAAAUCUUCAACCAGAUUGCCAUCUAUGACGUUGUUUGUUGGAACACAAUGAUUGCGGGCUAUGCUCAGUGUGGAAAAAUGGUUGAAGCUCAAUCCAUUUUCAGAAAAAUGAUUAACAAGGACAUUGUUUCUUGGAAUACUAUGAUUACUGGUUAUGCUCAAGUAGGGCAGAUGGAUAAAGCACUUAAGAUCUUUGAGGAAAUGGGCGAGAGGAGCAUAGUUUCUUGGAAUUCUCUGAUUACUGGUUUUGUGCAAAAUGGGCUAUAUCUGGAUGCACUAAAGAGUAUUGUGCUGAUGGGACAGGAAGGAAAGAGGCCUGAUGAAUCAACUUUUGCAUGUGGUCUAAGUGCAUGUGCCAAUCUUGCAGCUUUACAAGUUGGAAAGCAACUUCACCAUUUGGUUGUGAAGGGUGGUUAUGUAAAUGACUUGUUUGUCUGCAAUGCCCUGAUUACCAUGUAUGCUAAAUGUGGAAGGCUCACAAAUGCUGAGCUUGUGUUUGAAGAUAUCAAUCAUGGUGAUAUUGUUUCUUGGAACUCUUUGAUAUCUGGGUAUGCUCUAAAUGGAAAUGGUGGGGAGGCAGUAGAGCUCUUCAAACAGAUGCUAAUAGAAGGGGUGAAUCCAGAUCAGGUCACCUUUGUUGGGGUGUUAUCUGCAUGCAGUCACAGUGGGCUGGUUGAGUGGGGUUUAGAAAUUUUUACAAGCAUGACGGAAGUUUACCUUAUUGAACCUCUGGCCGAACACUAUGCUUGCAUGGUUGACUUGCUUGGUCGUGCAGGGAGGCUAGAGGAAGCCUUUGAAAUGGUGAGUAAUAUGAAGAUCAAGGCAACUGCCAGAAUAUGGGGUGCAUUGCUUGGAGCUUCCAGGAUACACCGGAAUCUUAAAUUUGGCAAAUAUGCUUCCAAGAAGCUUUUAGAAGUUGAACCUGAUAAAGCUUCAAAUUAUGUGCUCUUGUCAAACAUGCAUGCUGAGGCAGGCAGAUGGGAUAAGGUUGAAAAAGUCAGGGUGUUAAUGAAAGAAAGUAGCAUGGAGAAGCAACCAGGCUGCAGUUGGAUUGAAGUCAGAAAUCAAGUACAUGCUUUUCUCUUUGAUGAUCCAGUGCAGCCUAGAACAGCAGAGCUUUGCAGUGUAUUGAAAAGUCUAACCACCGAGAUGAGAAACACAAGUUACUUCUUGACACCUUAUGUUGACGAGCCCUUUAGUACCUAUCUACUGGCACCAUAAAUGUACAGGAAUAAAACCGCACACAGACUAUGAACCAAAAGGGCAGGACUUUCUCUCAGUGAACACCCAGAGAUUUUCCUAAAUGCCCGUUGGAAUUUUACUACCUGUUCCAAGUAAAAAGAAAUGCAUGUUCAACUCAACGGAGCAACAUCAGACUUCCACAACAGUAUCUCUGGCAGCUUCUCAACCCAUAGCAUUGGAAAGACCAUAGCCGUUCAGAUGGGAUUUUUGCCAUCUCCAUGCAAUCUGUAAGCUCUCUUGAAGUGUAUAGCGGGCUGUCCAACUUAACUCCUGCCUUACCUUGGAAGGGUCACUAUAAACUUUAGCAUAAUCCCCUGGCCUUCGGCUGAGGUAUUCAACCUUUAUGUCCACCCCUGUCGCCUUCUUACAUGCCUCGACAAACUCCUUCACUGAACUACCUGCGAUGAAAAUGAUCCAAAAGAUCAGGAGAAGCGAGGCCAGGAAAGGAAGGAUAAGGAAAAGAGAAAAACAAAAUUUGAGGGAUUUGCUAACCUUUUCCAGUGCCAACAUUGUAGAUCCCAACCUUUCCAGGUUGUGCAUGGGCAAGAGCUUUUACAUGAGCAUCAACCAGGUCAGUGACAUCAAUGUAGUCCCUCACACAAGUGCCAUCAGCUGUCUCAUAGUCUGUUCCUCUGACCUAGAAUCAAUAACAUAAAUAAAGGAAUUCAAUUUCUCACAUUGAUUUUGGUCUAAACAAGUCUAGCUGAAAAAGAGAAGGGGGAGCAGAGGGAAAAAAAGUACCUUCAGUCCAGGAAUAAUCCCUCGAGCUGCAUCAAAACAAGCACCAGAUAUUCGGCCCUGCUCACGUAGCUCAGGUCGAGGAGCCUCUCCUAGUUUUCCCUCAGGGUCUGAUCCUAUCACAUUAAAGUAUCUGAAUACAUAACCGUAUGUAUAUUAGCUUCAGUUAUAUCUAGAGAUCCAAAAUAUACAACCUGGGAAAUUGUUUAUGCUUCAUGUUAUGUUAAACUAAAAAUUUGAAAACAAAGUAAAUGGUUUUUGACUGUGUCAGCACCUACCGUAAGAUCAUGACCCCCAUGUCUGAGUUUUUGGAGAAAUCCAGUAUGAUAUCUUCUGCCAUCUUCUUGGCUUUUCCAUAUGGAUUGAUUGGGACCUGAGUUGGUACAUUUAUAAAUUCUAAGUGUUUGGACCUUGACAGAGAA